Molecule: messenger RNA, 603 nt
Organism: Protopolystoma xenopodis
Lineage: Eukaryota; Metazoa; Platyhelminthes; Monogenea; Polystomatidea; Polystomatidae
Source: the annotation of a GenBank genome assembly
AUGAGUGAUUUUGAUCUUCAUUCUCGUCCGUUCUUCCAUUUUAUCUUCUACUCACAGUUAGCCGAAUACGAAGAAUUGGAAAAGUCACUUCGCGAGGCACUAUCCCGAGUUUCCCAGCGAGAGCGUCAACUGGCUGCUGGCGAAAUCGAAUUAGUUCGACUUCGUAAUGAGACUAUGCAAGAGAUAGAUUCGAAACGGCGAGAACUAAAUGCGGUCGGACAGCGCACAGCAAGGGAGGCAGAGCAACGCAUCCGCCUUGAGCGGGAGCAGAGGGAUUAUUGGAAAAACAUGGCUGACGAAUGGCAUCAAAAGUGCAUCCAGCUAGAAAAAGAGCCACCAAAGCGUGGGCCCGUACGGUCGAGCUCCGCAAGCCGAGGACUCAGCACCGGGUCGCCUGUUGACGCUACUUGUCCAGACGAGAACCAGAAGUCUGUUAUUACAACCAACAACGAAUCCAAUCCAAGCACUGUCCAGCUCCAGGUCGAACUAGCGCGGCUUUCGGGUCAACUGGUCGCAUGCGAGGAGCGUGUAGCUAAUACAGAGCAUCGACUAGCCGAAGCUAACUCUGGUAGGUUGCGCUACCGUAGGUUAUGGAUGCGUGCC